UCACCAUAGUAAUAGUAGCUUGGACACGCCUUUCCUCAGACCACGCCUAUUACAGUUGGUCGUUGUUUGAGGAAGGUUCGUGAAGGUUUUCCGCGGUGCAUUGUGGGUGUAGCAGUUGCCGGCUGGGAAGGAAACCGUAAUAAUUGACAAGAUGAUGCCCACACCUGUUAUCCUGCUGAAGGAGGGAACUGACACCUCCCAGGGUGUUCCUCAGCUCCUGAGUAACAUCAAUGCCUGCCAGGUGAUCGCAGAGGCAGUGCGCACCACCCUUGGCCCACGUGGCAUGGACAAGCUUAUUGUCGAUGACAGAGGUAAAGCCACAAUCUCAAACGAUGGUGCUACCAUUCUGAAGCUCCUUGAUGUGGUGCACCCAGCAGGAAAAACCCUUGUGGACAUCGCUAAAUCCCAGGAUGCUGAGGUGGGAGAUGGCACCACUUCUGUAACUCUCCUUGCGGCGGAAUUUCUGAAACAAGUCAAACCCUAUGUGGAGGAGGGUCUGCACCCACAAAUCAUAAUCCGAGCCUUCCGUACAGCCACCCAGCUGGCAGUUAACAAAACCAAACAAAUUGCCGUCACAGUGAAGAAAGAAGAUAAACAAGAGCAGCGUCGUCUACUAGAGAAAUGCGCGGCCACAGCACUGAGUUCCAAACUAAUCGCUUUGCAGAAAGAUUUCUUCUCUAAAAUGGUGGUGGAUGCGGUGUGCUUGCUGGAUGACUUGCUGCAGCUUAAGAUGAUUGGGAUCAAGAAGAUUCAGGGUGGUGCGCUGGAGGAUUCUCAAUUAGUAGCUGGUGUCGCCUUCAAGAAAACCUUCUCCUAUGCUGGAUUUGAGAUGCAGCCUAAGAAAUAUGAUUCCCCCAAGAUUGCUCUCUUGAAUGUAGAAUUGGAGCUAAAGGCUGAAAAGGACAACGCAGAAGUCCGGGUCAAUAAUGUGGAGGACUACCAGGCCAUUGUAGAUGCCGAGUGGAACAUCUUAUACGAUAAACUGGAGAGGAUUUGCAAGUCUGGAGCAAAAGUUGUUCUUUCUAAGUUGCCUAUCGGUGAUGUUGCCACCCAAUACUUCGCUGACAGAGACCUAUUCUGCGCAGGGCGGGUCCCUGAAGAGGAUCUCAAGAGAACAAUGAUGGCUUGUGGAGGUUCUAUUCAGACCAGCGUUAACGCAAUGACUGAUGACGUGCUGGGUCAGUGUGCCCUGUUUGAGGAGGCCCAGGUGGGAGGUGAAAGGUAUAACUUCUUCACUGGUUGUCCAAAGGCUAAAACCUGUACGAUCAUACUGAGGGGAGGUGCUGAGCAGUUCAUGGAGGAGACAGAGAGGUCCUUACAUGAUGCUAUCAUGAUUGUGCGCCGUGCAAUCAAGGGUGGAAUGUGGUAUGGUGUUGACAUCAACAAUGAAGACAUAGCAAAUAAUUUUGAUGCAUGUGUAUGGGAGCCAGCCAUCGUGCGAAUCAAUGCCCUGACGGCUGCCUCUGAAGCAGCCUGCCUUAUUAUGUCUGUGGAUGAAACGAUCAAGAACCCUCGUUCUACAGUAGAUGGUGCUCCUGCCGGCCGGGGCAGAGGGAGACCACACAAUCACUAA
This is a messenger RNA of Bombina bombina (fire-bellied toad), 1573 nucleotides long. RefSeq names its product chaperonin containing TCP1 subunit 7 (gene CCT7). The transcript has 11 exons. The record is from RefSeq and is a predicted model, not a curated record. The coding region runs from base 152 to 1573 and encodes 473 amino acids. NCBI's taxonomy places the organism in Eukaryota, Metazoa, Chordata, Amphibia, Anura, Bombinatoridae. Gene Ontology annotation, cellular component: chaperonin-containing T-complex. Gene Ontology annotation, molecular function: ATP hydrolysis activity; ATP binding; ATP-dependent protein folding chaperone. Gene Ontology annotation, biological process: protein folding.